Molecule: messenger RNA, 1042 nt
Organism: Magnolia sinica
Lineage: Eukaryota; Viridiplantae; Streptophyta; Magnoliopsida; Magnoliales; Magnoliaceae
Product: 4-hydroxy-3-methylbut-2-en-1-yl diphosphate synthase (ferredoxin), chloroplastic-like
Exons: 4
Coding region: 67-804 (245 amino acids)
Biological process (GO): terpenoid biosynthetic process; isopentenyl diphosphate biosynthetic process, methylerythritol phosphate pathway
Cellular component (GO): chloroplast
Molecular function (GO): 4-hydroxy-3-methylbut-2-en-1-yl diphosphate synthase activity (ferredoxin)
Source: RefSeq, a predicted model, not a curated record
AACAUUCAAGUGAGACAGGAAUUUUAUCAAUUUUAGGGCUGCAAUGGGUCAGGCCUGGGACCAACCAUGCCAGACUCGAGCUCGGCUCAGACCUUGAGACUUAGGUGUCAGACCAGGCCCGGUCUAAACUGGCCCAUUGCCACCCCUCCCACCCACAAAAACAAUAUUCUUCUCAUUCCAAUUUGUCCAUUUGGGCUUGUUUUCCGUGCAGCCCACAUGUUUGUUCAGUUCCAAAUGAAGUCACGCCAAAAACCGAUUCAGGGAACUUCCAAAUGCUGCCUUGGGUAUUCCAUGAGCAAUAUUAUAUUCUACUCACUGCAAUUCCUGCCUAUUUGCAGAGAUGACCUCGUCAUCGGUGCUGGUAGCAAUGCCGGAGCUCUUCUGGUUGAUGGCCUUGGUGAUGGAGUAUUCUUGGAAGCCCUUGGCCAGGAUUUCGAUUUUCUAAGAAACACAUCCUUCAAUUUACUCCAAGGCUGUAGAAUGAGAAACACAAAAACGGAGUAUGUCUCGUGCCCAUCCUGUGGACGGACUCUGUUCGGCCUCCAAGAGAUAAGUGCCGAGAUAAGAGAGAAGACGGGUCACUUGCCUGGUGUUUCGAUUGCAAUCAUGGGUUUCAUUGUAAAUGGGCCAGGAGAGUUGGCAGAUGCUGAUUUUGGGUAUGUAGGUGGUGCUCCUGGCAAGAUUGACCUCUACGUUUGGAAGACGGUGGUGAAGCGAGCGAUUGAAAUGGAGCACGUGACUGAUGCCUUGAUUCAACUGAUUAAAGACCAUGGCCAUUGGGUGGACCCUCCGUCCGAUGAGUAGAAUCCGUCAAUACCUAAUUGCACCAGAAAUAGCCUAGUUGAAGAAGCUCCGUUCAAGGAUAACAUAGAUCUUUAGAAAUAUCAUCCUCUACAGCAAAUGCAGACAUAGUGUAAAUGGCAAGAAAUCAAGGGAGAUUUCCGCCAUAGGAGCUACUGAGUGCAAGUUCUAGUGUAUCAUCUGUUCUCGAGGAUAUAUGAUUGGGAAAUCAAACACCCACAUCCGCAUGAAGUUGUAGUUA